Messenger RNA from Microplitis mediator, 4316 nucleotides. RefSeq names its product mitogen-activated protein kinase kinase kinase 4 (gene Mekk1). Gene Ontology annotation, biological process: protein phosphorylation; MAPK cascade. Gene Ontology annotation, molecular function: protein kinase activity; ATP binding. The record is from RefSeq and is a predicted model, not a curated record. NCBI's taxonomy places the organism in Eukaryota, Metazoa, Arthropoda, Insecta, Hymenoptera, Braconidae. Bases 173 to 4069 code for a protein of 1298 amino acids. The transcript has 6 exons.
AAGCCGCUUAUCUAAUAAAUUUGUAAUUAUCACAAUACCGCGGUUGAGAUAGAAGUUUUCAGAUAUAAAUUAUUAUCGAAUUUUAAUGACACUAGUUGUUCAGUCGUCGUGAUAGUCCGUCAUAUAUUUUCAAGGUCAUAUUCAUUAAAAAAACAGUUUUACAAAAUAAGAAAUGUGUCACCGGAGUCGAACUCACGAUUCAUGGAAUUAUAACGAUCAAGACGAUAUAUUUGAUGAAAUGGCAGAUAUUUAUGGACAGACACCACCACGUACACGUUACAAUCGUCGGCAACGAGAGCGUAAACAACGUACAUCACUAUCAGAAAAUAAAUCAGCACCAGUAAGGGAAGUACGUUGUAAGCCAUCAUUAUGUCGUCGUAAUACAUUAGACGCAAUAAUAUUCAAUAAAAUGUGCGAUAAAGCCGACGAGGAAGAUUCAGAACGUGAAUUAAAAUUAGAUGACGAUUCUAAUUCUUCUUCAUCAGUUCUGGCAGAUACAGAAGGAGGAGGUGGAGUAGGAGGGGUUAAAGAGAACAAUAGAAAAUGUAAACGUAGUUUAAAAUUAUCGCGCAACAGUGAACGUGAUUUAAAAUUAGACAUCGAUUCUGCGGUUAAUUAUAAAAAUAACAAUCAUUUGUCUACUUUCACUCCAGUUAAUAAAGAAGAUACUAGCAGUCUAAUUAGUAAUAAGAUGACUCUACUAUGCGGAGUUAUCGAAACGAAAAAUCGAUUUAGAUGCUUGAGGUCGAAGCCUGUCGAGAUCGAGUGUAAAAAAGAUGCUGAAGAUUUGAGCAAAUUUAUUUUAGCUAAUGACUCGGAUGAGCUGAGUAAUAAAAUUUGUUUCAGUGAUGAUAACAAAAAUGUUGAUAGAGAAAUAUUUCAUGAAAAUUUUUCCCAUGCCAUACGAUUGUCAGCCAAUGACCGAGAGCGCAAUUGUUGCCGCCAAAUUAGCAGCGAAGAGUCUCGCUGGCAAAAUGAGCUAAAAGAUUUAAUUUGGCUCGAAUUGCAAGCUUUUCACGCAGACCGUAGUCUCGUUGAGCAGGAUGAAUUUCUAUGCAGACAACGUGACGCCAUCUGCCCUUUACUUACCGAAAUUCUUAACUACAAAUACGAUCUAACAUCAAGUCUGAUAGAGCACGGAUCAGCUACAUCGAGCUCAGAUUCUGGAUUCGAAGGUUCUCUGGUUCCUUCACUCCCUUCCCCGUUUCUAGGUUCUGAAAGCCCUGAGUUUCCUAAGCCGUGCACCGGUUGCUUGUCAAUGCACUGCGUGGCCUGUCGGCACUCCCAAAUAACAGCUUUGAAGCAAGUCGAGAAUCUACUAAUCCGCUUGCAAACUGCAGAGUCUCUGUACCCUUCAUCUCAAGCCUUUGCCGGGCACUAUCCUCAGUACAAAAGCCCUGAAUUUACUGGACGUGUCAAAGCUAUGUGUCUUUGGUACAACAUGAUCCGCCGCCAGCGUCUUAAACUGAGGAUUCUACGGAAAAUGUUAAUUCCCGAUCCGAAACCAUCUCCAGAUUACGUCGACAGUGGACAUGAUCCGAAAUUCGAGAUAUUUGACUUUGAUCCCUCCAGUCCAUCAACAAAAUCAACAACGACGUUUAUUUAUUUGGACGAGGGUCAUUUAGAGCAAUUAGAUUUCGAUACUACCGAAAUUGAACGCGGGUCUUACCGUCGGUAUAUUGAAGAAGUUCUAAAAACCCGGGGUCUCAGCAAAUCUCUAAAUUUUUUAGAACGCUUACACAUGUCCGUGUUGCGUAAAGCUAAUUUGGCUCUCAUGAAAGAGCAAAGUACUGCUUAUGAAGAGUACGAAGAUCAGGAACUCAGACGCUAUGGUUUCUGGAGCUCUGAGUCACAGGCUCUAAAUUUACCAUCUUAUGCAAAUGUUUUUUUAUUUCUGUCACGUGUUCCUUUGGACAUAGUUCAUGAAUUUCUGCAAAUGCGAUUGCAGCAGAAACCGGUAGCACCUGGUGCUUUAAGUGUCAGACAACUGAUGCGUGAAAUGCGGGAAGGGUUAAAGAUAGCGUGUGUUUAUCGUGACAGAUUUUUAGCCCACUCGCGGACUGUCACUGGGUGUGAAUCAGAGCUUGACAUAACAGCUUUUGAUGACAGUCUUCAGCAAGUAUUUGUCGUCUAUCUGGAGUAUUUGAAACAGUGGGUUGAAAUGAUGCCGUACGGUAAUUACCAUAAGGGUCUAAUCGAUGACGAAUGGACGUUUGUGAAAUCAAUUGCGCGGAAUAUAAAGAACGGGUAUACAAUAGGUGGCGUUAAGUUUUGUGAGAUAAAUGGUGUGAUGAUUCAUGAAGCGAUUGAGUUUCUGGGGACAAGGCCGCAAGAAAUAGUUGAUUCUAUGACAGAUAUUGAGGAAAGUGAAGAUGUACGCUAUCAGUUCAUGGCUUUGGGCCGGGAAUGGCAAGCAAUGUUCAUUGAAGCGCGUGAAAAAAUAACCAAAAGUCUUUUGCUUACCAGAUCAUUGAAACGGGACGUUGAUCAGUGGUUUCCAAAUGAUGAAUUGGAAACUGCAUUAGACGCAUUGAAACACGUGAUUAAUGAUUUGAGAGCCAGAAUCUAUCACGUGAUUACGCAGUUCCAGGUGAGAGUGGACCAAGCUGACGAAGCUAAAAUCGAAAACGACUUGACAUUUAAGACUAGAAUCCGUGAAAUACUUCACCAGGCUUAUCGAAUGGGUUUCGAUUAUCACAGAGAAGUUCUCCGGACUUUUCAACCUAAUGAAGAGUUAAUUCACGGAUUAGUUAAUUUUGCAAACUUGUGGAUCGAUUUCGUUAUAACGCGAUGCGAGCGUGGACGGGGAUUAAGACCAAGGUGGGCUCAUCACGGUUUAGAAUUCUUGAUAAUGACUUGUGAGCCUGCUAAUACGGAGUUUCUAAGUGAACAAAAGUUUGGAGAGCUCAAGAUAAGAAUGCAAGAAUGCUGGAUCCAUAUAAUCGGAGAAAUAGAGUCGACGCAUCCGGACGAAUUGAAGGUAUUGCCUUUGUCAAGGACAACUUCUCCAAGGAUCAGUGUCAAGGAUCUCAAAGUAUGUAAUCCUGAAAACGUUAGCUUGAUUGUCAGUAAAAAAAUAUCUGCAAAGCAGACAAGAGUUACUGGUGCUUUGAGACGAUUGGAAGAAGAAAUAGACGAACGAAGACGAGCAAAUGAGUUGAUUGGACGUGUGGCUUCAAAAAAAUCUGCUGAUAGUGUAAGGAUUAAGGUCAGGAGAGUUACCUUCACUUGGCAACGAGGAAUCAAAAUUGGGCAGGGACGUUUUGGUAAAGUUUACACGGUUGUUAAUAAUCAGACGGGUGAGUUGUUGGCUAUGAAGGAAGUUCCCUUGCAACCAGGAGACCAUCGUGCCAUCAGACGUGUAGCAGAAGAACUACAAAUUUUUGAAGGAAUAAAACACGACCAUUUAGUUCGUUACUAUGGUGUAGAAAUUCAGCACGAAGAAAUGCUUAUUUUUAUGGAAUUCUGCGCUGAAGGAACUCUUGAGAGUUUGAUUGCUGCUAGCGCUGUAGGUCUACCGGAAAUAUUUGUCCGUAAAUAUGUUCACCAGCUUCUUUCAGCGAUUUCAGUUCUGCACUUUCAUGGAAUUGUUCAUAGAGAUAUUAAGACUGCAAACAUUUUCUUGACUGAUCAGGGAAACUGUUUGAAACUGGGUGAUUUUGGAUCUGCUGUUGAGAUAAAGGCACACAGUACUAUGCCCGGGGAACUACAGGGUUUUGUGGGCACGCAGGCCUAUAUGGCGCCGGAGGUUUUCAUGAAAACUGAACAUGGUCACGGACAUGGCAGAGCCGCUGAUAUAUGGAGUUUUGGGUGUUGCGUUAUUGAGAUGGCAAGUGGGAAAAGACCUUGGGCGGAAUUUGAUUCAAAUUACCAGAUUAUGUUUAAAGUAGGCAUGGGUGAAACCCCAGCUAUGCCUAAAACUUUUUGCAACGAGGGUGUCGAUCUUAUUGAAAAUUGCUUGCAGCAUGACCCUAAAAAGAGGCCGCAUGCUAAUGAUUUGUUGGCACAUCCUUUUGCGAGAAAUUAUGAUGAUGUAAAUGUUGAAUUACUUGGCCGCAUUGUUACUUAAAGUUAUUUUACUUUUGCAUAUAAGGAGGGAUAAAUUAAAUAUUAAAUAGCAAGUAGUAAUUUAUGAAAAUAUUUAAUUUUAAUUGAGUAGUCAAUCAUCAAAUUUUUUUUUAUACAGAAGUUUAUUUUAAUGGUAAGAAAUUAUUUUUAUGAACCACUUAAUAUUUAAGUUACUAUAAGGGCUGACUUCUUAAGACGAGAAUUUAGAAAAAUUUUUAUUAAUUUGGGUAAUGAGUAUUUUAUUUAAU